ACCAACGAGAGAGGAUGCUGGACAUCGUGGAAGACUCGCCGUGCUUCAUAACUUUCUCAGCCUCCCUUUUCUCUGUUUAAGGCUAAAAGGUUAUUGCAUUUUGUGUUUGUUUGGAGGUAAAAGGCUUUAGAUUGUUUUGAAGGGUUGUAUUUUCCUCUUGAAUGACUAACGUGAGAGGGGGCUAGAGGGCACAUAUUUUAAGCUUGUUUUUUUUGUGAAUGGAGAGAGCAAAGCCUUGCGCGUGACAUCUAUCCCUUUCAAAUAACGGACCCUUUCCCACCUUGUUGGGGCAGGUGAUAUUGGCUCUGCCCGUGGACUAUGACAUUGGACUUGGAGCCCAUGGAAGAUUUUGUUAUUGACGUAGUAGGAGAGGGACUCAGGGAUAACGGAGAGGAGCAUCUCGUGUCCUUACCUUUGGAAGAGACGAGAAGCGCAGAGCAUGAACCCGAAACUUUUUUGUCUUCUCGUGGGCAGGAUGAGGAUAGGGACGACUACUCACCCACAUCGAAGUGUCCUCCAGCAGCAAGUAAAAGCCCGGCAUCGGUAAAGCCUCCGUACUCCUACAUUGCUUUGAUAACAAUGGCCAUAUUACAAAGCCCAAAAAAGCGACUUACCCUCAGCGAGAUAUGUGACUUUAUCAGCCACCGAUUCGUUUAUUAUCGUGAGAAGUUCCCUGCCUGGCAGAAUUCCAUCAGACACAACCUUUCGCUCAAUGACUGUUUUGUCAAAAUGCCCCGGGAGCCUGGUAAUCCAGGGAAGGGAAACUACUGGACGCUAGACCCCAAUUCUUCGGACAUGUUUGAGAAUGGGAGCUUUCUGCGUCGAAGGAAGAGGUUCAAACGCCAGCAUUUUCGUUUCGGGGUGCUCAAGGAGCAAUCCCUUGAGCCCAGUGGCUUUCACAACUUUUAUGGUACUUAUGGACUCGGCACAGCGGGUCUUCAGCUACCCAGUUUGGAGAUAUAUCCAUUCGGCUUCCAUCACCAUGCGCACUCAUCAUGCGCUCCCGCCAUCCCACCUGUUAGCAGCCUGCUACCGGCUUUGUCGAGCCUGUUUACCCGGAACUCUUUCGCUGCCAAGGCUUUUCUUCAAUCACAACAGCCUGUCACUAUCGGGUCCUUCAAUCCGAGCCGCUAUGCCACCCUUUCUUCCGCUUUGACCACCAGCGCUCCCUACGCGUCCCCUGCGCUGUUCCACUCCGCGGCGUCUCCACAUCUCGUCAGUUUACACGAAGAAUAUCAGAAAUUACAAACUCAGCGCAGCACCUCUGACCUGGCUAAUGAGCAGUGCUUGUGAAUAUUUGAGUUGUGUUUCAGACUUUAAAUUGUGUAUUUGUAUCUCAGGUGAUAGAGAUUUUUGAAGCUCUUGUGGAAACAGGUAUUUGUCAAAUGAUAAUUGGAUGGACUUUCUUGUUGAUCUAGGCCUAUUUGAAGAGUUCUUAAGAAUGCUGUAGAUGUAUGCCUUGCAUUGAUUACAUUUGUCAUAGCAUCUUGCGUUUUUAUUUGUAAAGUAUGAAAUUACAUUUGUCCAUUGAAAUGCAAAUA
Oncorhynchus masou masou (cherry salmon) is the source of this 1541-nucleotide messenger RNA. RefSeq names its product forkhead box D7 (gene foxd7). Gene Ontology annotation, biological process: anatomical structure morphogenesis; cell differentiation; regulation of transcription by RNA polymerase II. The record is from RefSeq and is a predicted model, not a curated record. Gene Ontology annotation, molecular function: RNA polymerase II cis-regulatory region sequence-specific DNA binding; DNA-binding transcription factor activity, RNA polymerase II-specific. Bases 319 to 1293 code for a protein of 324 amino acids. NCBI's taxonomy places the organism in Eukaryota, Metazoa, Chordata, Actinopteri, Salmoniformes, Salmonidae. The transcript has a single exon.